CGCUGAUAGGCUGCGCCCUCCGUCAAACAUUGCUGCCGCCCUCUCCGGGUGUGAGUGGAGGUGUAACCGAGGCUUCCGUCCCCGGGCUCGGCUCCCUCGCUGCAUCCGUGUUUGCUCUUAGGAUCCAGGUGGCUUGAACGACAGAGUCAGUCCUGAAUGUUUGCAGCCUUUUGCUUCAGAUGGCAGAGAAAAAAAAGGUGAACACUGACCUGCAGCAGUUGCUUUCUGUGGAAGGGAAGAAAUAUCGGACACUGUUCUGGUAUUAUGUGUGCGUGCUUCAUCUUGAAAAGGUCUCUGAAACAAUCAGUAGACAUUUAGGAAGAGAAUUGAGGAAGUCGUGAGGUUUUUUUCUUCUAGCAGUGUCGAGCACAUCACCCUUGGAUUCUUUUGUCCGUAUGGCAUGGAUACGUAGCUAAAUUUAUGAAGUUCUUAAUACUUCAGCUGCCAAAAUAAAGUGCUUUCCUCUUAUUACAUACUCUUUUUCUUCUCGGCAACAUUCUUUCUGAGUCAGAGGCAUAACCAGUUUUGUUAACUGGCUCCAGUUAAAUGUGGCCUGAGUCACUGUGGAGACAUUGCUGAAAAGUUUCAUGGCAGAAUUUUUCCCCCCCUUAUUUAAUUUUUUAAAUUUCCUGACGCAGUCUUCUCUCAUUCUGCAGUGAGACUGAUUUUAUAAAUGAAGAAUUUAAUAGAUGUUUAUCUUUUUUUCUUUUGUACUGUAUUUAAUAUUUCUGUUGAAAAAUGUUGUUGCCAAUUAGCAAUAUGGAAGUAUCCAGAUAACUGUUUAGAAAUGCCUCUGCUACCAGAAGGUAGGAAAUGUUCUGCAGUUCAUGUGUGAAAUUUGGGUUUUUGGCUUAACAUUUGUGGAGUAAAACCUCUAUUUAUUUCACUUGGAGCUGAUGCUGCGUAUAGUAGUGUCUAUGGAAUAGACAAGAGAAGAAACUGUCAGAGAAAAGCUUUUUAAGACAGACAUUGGCAGACUUUGUAAAUGGCCUUGCAGGAUCUGUAAGCGAGAAGGAUGGGUAGCUGAUUUCUGUGAGGUCAAAUCUAUGUCAAACUGCUGUGAAUGUAGUAUCAACAGGAACUUGGAAUUUUAUCUCAAGGAAAACAAACUGGAAAAAUAUAAAUCACGCAGUACUAACACCCUGUGCAGUCCUCUUGGAUUAGGAAUUAAUUAAUCUGACUGGUCUGCAAGUAUAACACUUCAAAAAAAGCUCUUUCUCCUUGGAAUGAUUCAAAAUUAAAUCAAGUGGUGAAUUGGCUUAUCUUCCUUGUUAUUUUUAUAUGUACUGUGUAGUUUCCUUCAUCCCACAGUGAAUAAAUAUUUUUUAAUUUUGGCAUUAAUGUAUUUAUAAUAAUUUUUUGUAGGUUUGCAUUCAACUGAACUGCUGCUGCCUGAAAGAAAAUUAAGAUGGACAGAGCAACUUAAUUCAAAACACAGCAACACAUGACUUCUAUCUAAAUGUAUGGGCUACAGAAGGCUUUUUUUGCUGAGGUCACUAAGGUCACUACACAUUACUUGAAUUGGUCACAAGAGGCGAUUGCUGAGAUGAGACAGUAAUUUGACCAGUAUGACUGAAGAUGUUUAAAUGUAUUUGAGUGUUAAUAGUGUGAGGAUAGCGGUAUUUCAGUAUCUUUUUCUUACCUUUCUAAAAUUGUGCAGCUCUGCUUCCACAGCUGAGAGCCUGAGCCAAGUUAGGUUGAAGAAUGGCAGAUCUGUUCUAAUGGGGAAUGGUGGUUUAAACAAACAUGAUAAAUUCUGGGCCUGCUCUUUUGUUACCAAGAGAGUUUCUCAAAGUCCUGGAAUUGUUUUUUAAUCUGUGGUGUUUUCCUCAGUAAGUUUGCUUCUGAUAGCUGUAUUAAUGCUGGGAGUACAUCAGCUGCUUUAUUAGUAUUACUGAACAGCGUUUUUGUGGUGUGUAUGCAAGAGAAAAGUUGCUAGUAGAUGUAUGGUUUCAUGUCAGUGUAGUAAAAAUUUUAUGCUACUGACUUUCAUUCUAUUAAAAUACUUUAAAUGUUGUUUUUAUUUAAUUUAAAAGUAGUAGAUACUAUGUAUCUGAAUAAAGGUUGCAAAUGCUUUGGUGGACACAGAAUGCAGACACAUCUCUGACUUUUUGGGAUAGCUUAGUUAGGGGACCUGAAUAGCAGGGAAAGAAGGUAGAAAGAACCUUUUUAAUGUUAGAAUGUGUUGGAGAAUAAUUUGCUAGUUGUUGGUCCAGCUUAAGUUGGAAAACAAGCAAGAAACACACUAGUGUUGGCAACCAAGUUGAUCAUAAAGGGUUUAAGCAUUGUAAAUCCUGCUUGUGACAGCAGAGGUGCCUUGCUGAUAUCCCAUUCUUAUGUUUUGUGAUCUGUUUUCAGUAUAUCAAAAACACCUUCUUGAGAAUGAAGAGUAUCCUAGAGCUAUCAAAUGUGUCAGAUCAUCUGAACAGAGAUCCUGCUUGUAAAAAAAUUUUCUUUAUAUAUAAGGCAAACUUGCUGGCAACAUCAGAAAGCUAACAGCUAUUAAGAAUGUUUAUGAAACCUGGUAGAAUAUGGAACUAGCAACUUUAAGCUGGAUAGGCUAUGUUCUCUAAAGCAGUUUUAAAAUAUCUUUUCCUGACUUGCCUUUUGUUUCCCAGUUUAAUUAUGGCUGGGAUGUUUGUACCUAUUCAAAGUUAGAAAGACGUAAUAAUGAAAGUACACUCUGUUCCCAUGUCUAAUUGCUAGGCCAGGCAUAUGUACAAUUAGGUGAAAGAAAAUGUUUUCUUGACUUUGGUGUAGAGUAUCCACAGGAGUUGUUUUUCAUGUUAAUGCUUAACUGCAAACUUCGAAGUUUGGUCAGGUAGUGUUCUAGAAAUAUAUCUGUGCUUUCUUCUUGCUGUUUUUAAAUUUAAAACUAUUUGGAAGAAUUAGCCCUAAAAGUUAGUCUUUUAUGGGCUUAUUGAAACUUACAUAUAUAUUCUGUUGCUGACUUUGUGCUCUGAGUAUUGUGCAGUUUUGGCCCAGGUCUCUGCCUUUACCAUUUAAGUUUAUUUCUUUCUAAGAAAAGGGCUGACUCAUCUGACUGAGCAGUACUAUCAAAAAAUUUGUAGAGCUUUUUUAGCUGAGAGCAUGAGGAAGACUUGAAUCUGCUUCUAGGAAAAUUUUUGCAUGAAGAAAUAGGCAGUCAGUGUCAAUGAGCUGGGGGAAAAGAUCUUUUUACAAAAUACCUUUCCAGUCCUUGGAUACUUGAUGAUCACCCAGUCUUUUGCACUAAGGCUAAAAGACUGUAAGUCCCUCAGUCUGAAGACUUUGUUGUUGUUGUUGUUUCAGUCUUUCAGUACUGAAAAUCUGUCUUGAUAAUUUCUGAAGAUAUCAUGAUUCUUCUCCUUGGAGAUGAGAACUGUGUCUAAGUGAAGGGGAAUACAUUUUUUUUCUUGGUGGAAUCUGCUCAGGGACUUGCCAUGAGGUGCUAAGCAUAUUUUCAUUGAUUCGGAGAGACUGGACCUAAAUGGCGCAGCAUGACUUUGCUCCAGCCUGGCUUAAUUUUCCUACUCCACCAUCAUCAACAAAGUCAUCGCUGAAUUUUGAGAAACAUUCUGAAAAUUUUUCGUGGACAGAGAAUCAUUAUGGAGCAAAUCGUGGAAGGCACAAUUCUUCAGAGGGAUUUGAUUCUAGCAUUGGAAAACCAAAUGGAGGGCAUUUUGGGCGAAAAGAGAGGAAUGGUUGGCGUUCACAAGGAAGAAAUGGUCCAGAAAAUAGAAGCCAUCGUGGAGGGUACCAUGGUGGAGGUUGCCGUACUCGUAGCAGCACCUUUUAUUGUGGAAAAGGCCAGAGACUGCAUGAAAACAGUGUACCUGAUAAUGAAACCCGCAAAAAGGAAGACAAAGAAAUACCUAACCAGUUUGAGGCUGAGGAUUUUCCAUCUUUAAACCCUGAAUAUGAAAGGGAUCCAAACCAGAAUAAAUCUCUAGCUGCAGGUGUGUGGGAGUACCCUUUAAAUCCUAAAGCUAGGUCUCAGAGAAUGCUGGUCAUUAAAAAGGGCAGUACAAAAGACCUGCGAAUAUCUGGAUUCCCAGUAGUGGGAAGUCUUCGCUCACAGCCAGUAAGGAACGGAACUGGCACAAGUGUUUAUAAAGGAUUAGUUCCCAAACCUGUCACUCCACCUGCAAAGCCCACACAGUGGAAAAGCCAAGUAAAAGAAAAUAAACUUGGGAAUGCAUUUGCUCGUGAGUCUGAAUAUGGUGUUGGCAAUUUCAGUCCUUUCAAAUCAACCAUCAAGGCACUUGUAACUCAGAAUUCAGCGAAAGAGUGUAAUCGGUCAAAUUCUUCAUCACCUGUUGACAAAUCUGGUCAGCCUCAUUUAACAAAAUUGACAAGAAUGCGGUCUGAUAAGAAGAGUGAAUUUCUGAAAGCAUUGAAAAGAGAUAGAGUGAAAGAGGGACACGAAGAUGAGAAUCAUGAUGGGCAAGAGAAGGAUGAUGAGUCCUUCAGCUUGCAUAACAGCAUCAGUCCUCAUCGUGAGAGAGAUAUAAACCGAAACUUUGAAAAUGAGCUUCCACAGGAGAAUGGCAAUGCCUCAAUUACACCUCAGCAGAUCAUUCAGUCUUCAGCUUUCCCUCAGGCAAAUGUUCUUUCAAGUUCACUUGAGGCAGAGCAUAGGUUGUUAAAGGAGAUGGGCUGGCGGGAAGACAGUGAAAAUGAUGAAACCUGUGCUCCUCUAACUGAGGAUGAGAUGAGGGAGUUCCAAGUCAUUAGUGAACAGUUACAAAAAAAUGGCCUUCGGAAAAACGGCAUUUUGAAAAAUAGCCUCAUGUGUAAUUUUAAAUUUAGCCCCUGGAAAAACAGCACUUUCAAACCUGCUCUGGAGAAUGAGGACUCUGAGACAAGCAGCAGUGAUACAUCAGAUGACGAUGAUGUGUGAAGACUUCUGUAACACCUGUAGAAGCCCAUUUGUUUUUGUGAAGAUUUGGGGAUAUUUUGUCCAAAAACAAAAAUUGUAAUUUAUGAAGUAACAUGCCCACUACAGGAAGAAUGAUGGGACUUUUCUCUUAACGAAGCAAGGAAUGUUUUGUCGGGCGUGUUGAAAAGCACUAGAAUUUCUCUGUUAACGAAUGUUGUAGGAUGAGGCCUUGUGUUGGCCCAGCACUGACUUCCAUCACUGAAACCAAUGUGACAAUGUUACAAAUCAGACUUUCUCACUUAAUAAUAAAAGCAAAGAAUUG
Sturnus vulgaris (Common starling) is the source of this 5183-nucleotide messenger RNA. NCBI's taxonomy places the organism in Eukaryota, Metazoa, Chordata, Aves, Passeriformes, Sturnidae. The record is from RefSeq and is a predicted model, not a curated record.